This is a messenger RNA of Lasiodiplodia theobromae, 1749 nucleotides long. RefSeq lists its product as uncharacterized. Bases 1 to 1749 code for a protein of 582 amino acids. NCBI's taxonomy places the organism in Eukaryota, Fungi, Ascomycota, Dothideomycetes, Botryosphaeriales, Botryosphaeriaceae. The transcript has 3 exons. The record is from RefSeq and is a predicted model, not a curated record.
AUGUCCUCCUCACGCCCACGGCGCACCGGGCCGAUCCGCAGAUCGCAAUACGGUUACCGUGUUCCGCCACUGGAGCUGCGCGAGGCCCUCGCCACCAAAUUGCAAGCAAUUGCGCAGCGGGGGCCCCAGCAGGAAAACCCGGCACAGGCGCCGGAGCCUCUCAGCGAUGACGAAGACGCGGAAUUGGAGGGGGAAGAUUCCUCAUCGGACGACGAAGCCGAAGGCGACGAAAGCUCGGCCAGUUCGUCAGGAGCAUCGUCCCCCGAGACCUCUCCCGUGCCCUCGCCAACUACCGCCGCCCCCACAACCAGUGCUCUAUCGCAACCAGCACCUGCCGGACUCUCGUCGACCUGGUCAACUAGCGUUCUCGCCGCUCCCACUUCGACUUUCAAUCCCACCAACAGAGAGGAGGACGACAGUGAUAGCGACGAGCCGGACGAAGACCCUACCGGACCCGCCUUGACCAGGGGCCCGCGGCCGACCGGUGCUUCUGGCACUGCCGCGGCCCAGCUAUCCUCGGAUACUGCCGCGCCUUCACUAUCUGCGCCGAAUGGUGCCGAGCAAUCUGGAGAAGUUUGGGUAAUGGGCGGUCCUCCCCCUCCAAAGCCGCCCUCCUCGGGCAUCUCACAGACGACUGAGCACACUCUGAUCGCUGCUGGCUCCAUUGGUGCGACUUUGCUCAUUGUGUUGAUAAUCUGGGGCGUGUACACGAUGCGUAAGAAGGGACUCACGUUCCGCGAUCUGGUACAGAUGUCGCGGCGCUCUCGCGGUCGGCCGGACCGUACCUAUGACAUUGCGAAGCCUGCUGUCCACCGCAUGCCGGCCUACAUGUCGGAGGAUAAGGAGAGCAUGCCUCUUCCGCAACCGCCUCAGGUCUCUUACCGACCUGAUAGCGGUCAGCGUGAUUUUUUCGGCGGCUCUUUUGGUCUUCGUCCGAGCACACCUCAGGCGUCCACUCGCACUUUCCUGGACGACACCACACCACCGCGAAAUCUUUCGAGAGCUCCGUCCAACGCUCGUUCUAGUGGUUCAAGUUCACCAACCUUGCUGCCCCUGCAAUCCCAGCAGCCAUCGUUCUUGUCGAGAAGCAAUUAUGAUGGCUCACCACCACCAUCGUUGCCCAUUCAGAGAUCCGAGUCGUACAAGAGCAGUCAAGGACAAAGCCGCUAUAGCGCAGAGCGUGAUGACAUCGUCUCGCCCGAGGCCCCUGGGCCGACAUACCAGAAUUUCACGACAAGCCGGCGCUUUACCGCGAAGAAGGAACCUAGCUACGAAAGUCGCUUCAGCUGGACGCAGUCGUCUCAAGCCCCACCGACCCCCAUCGAGCCCACAACGCCACACUCGGUCGGACGCUCCAGUAUAGCGCCAACGGAGAGGAGCAGUGUGGCGCGAUUCCGCACUGUUGACUCGUGGGUCGGCAACCAGACGGGCCGCAUCCCGUCGACGCAGCUGCGCGAACAGCCGCACUGGUCGUACCGCCAGAGCACUAGCACCAACGGCGGCCUAGGCCAGGUCGACGAAGGACAGCCUGGCUGGCAGCCAGAAAUCCCCGCUUCCAGCGUUCCUACCGUCCCCGCGGUGCCCAGCCAGUACAAGCCGGGGGGAGCGGCGUACCACCAGCGCCAGAACACGUCGUACAGCGAUCAAACCGUCUUCCGCCAGCAUCCCGGCACUGAGGUCAAGAUUCCGAGAGGAAGCUUGGUGCCGAGCGAGGUAUUGGACGCGCAUAUGAUCCCCUCUGCACUUUAA